AUGGACGCCAAAGCGACGAAAUUACUGCCGAGCGCGGGAAAUUUUGAAAACGCUAAAGCGACAACGUGCAAAGAAGCCAUUCAGAGAUGGGAAGAGAAAACGGGACUGGUCGCGAGCGAGCAAAAAGAGAUAAUUUUAUCCUUCCAGUGGCCUCCGAUUGAGAGAAUGGAUAAUAGUUUGGCAGCGUUAAUUAACGUCGAGAAGCUAUCCUUAUCGACAAAUUUAAUAGAAAAGAUCAGCGGUAUUAAUUCGCUGAAAUACCUGAGGAUCUUGUCUCUGAGCAGAAACAAUAUCAAAACAUUCUCGGGAUUGGAGGCGAUUGGUGACCAUCUGGAGGAGUUGUGGAUAUCUUAUAACUUGAUUGAAAAGAUCAAAGGCGUCAAUGCUCUCAAAGCGCUCAAGGUUUUGUACAUGGGCAACAAUCUGGUGAAAGAUUGGGCGGAAUUUAAUCGUCUGCAGGAGAUACCUAAUCUUCAAGAUUUGUUGUUCAUUAACAAUCCUAUAUGCGAGAACAUGGACGCGGAAUCGUGGCGCGCGCAAGUUGUCAGGCGAUUGCCUGGGUUGAAAAAACUCGAUGCGAUACCAGUCGUGUAUGCUACGCGUUCUUUAAUAUUUUUUAUAUAUAUGUUAUGCCGCUUUUUGUAUAGGUCACAUUUAAAGAAAGGUUUCUUUCCCUCUUUCAGGCACGCAGGCGAAGAUUAAACUAUUAAAGGACUAUUAAAAAUAGAGAUUAUCAAUUGGAGUAGAUUUGCGCGUUGCAAGUAAAAAUUUAUAUUUACAAGAUGAGUUAUUUCAACAAUAAAAUUGUUAUAAAAACAAUAAUAACUUAGAA
This is a messenger RNA of Temnothorax curvispinosus, 832 nucleotides long. Its product is annotated as dynein light chain 1, axonemal-like. The coding region runs from base 1 to 702 and encodes 233 amino acids. The record is from RefSeq and is a predicted model, not a curated record. NCBI's taxonomy places the organism in Eukaryota, Metazoa, Arthropoda, Insecta, Hymenoptera, Formicidae. Gene Ontology annotation, molecular function: protein kinase binding. Gene Ontology annotation, cellular component: cytoplasm. The transcript is spliced from 3 exons.